This is a messenger RNA of Linum trigynum, 420 nucleotides long. Lineage: Eukaryota; Viridiplantae; Streptophyta; Magnoliopsida; Malpighiales; Linaceae. The record is from the annotation of a GenBank genome assembly.
AUGGCCACAUCAAACAAUGAUCCAGGCACAAAAUCAAGCUCUGGAGGAAUCACCAUCAGAAAAUUCAAUGGGAAGAAUUACCUCCAGUGGUCUCAAUCUGUCCGGAUGUUCAUCACUGGGAAGCAAAAGGGGGAAUAUCUGACUAGUACUGCAACUAGACUAGCGGAAUCCAAUGUUGUUGCUUACACCAAGUGGAACAACGACGACAACCAAGUCCGGUUCUGGCUUAUUUCCACAAUGGAACCGUACAUUGGAGACAAUUACCUACUGCAUCAAUCUGCCAAAGAGCUAUGGGCUGAUGUAGAGGAGACAUAUUCCACACAAGACAACUCUUAUGCCUUGUUCGAAGUAGAGUCAACACUCUUCAACUUCAAACAAGGGACAAUGAGCGCUACAGAAUACUACAACCGAUUAGUCUGA